UAACCCUUGGCCCCUCGGCCACCAGCCAAACCACGCUGCCGCCGGUCAGAUUCCCGACGACAAGGAGUCAAGGACGCUGAUGCCGUCGCUCAAAUUCAAUCCGGCUCAGAGGACGCCACCGAAGCCCAGGGGUGCCAAGACUUUCCCAGCUCUGUUCUGUCAAGUGAUGCAGAUGAUGCAUACGGGACUGUAACUGCUUCGACAUCCCGGGCAAAUAAAGGAAUAUAUCCAAUUUUCCGAGGAAGAAGGGGAUCUGACCUGCGUAGCUGUCUGUGUUCCGAGGAAGAAGGGCGCUGCCAAGUGCCAAGCAAGCAGCCAUGGCAUCCAACGAUGAGCAACGGCCACUACACCUUCUCUUCUUCCCGUUUGUCGCGCCGGGCCACCUCAUCCCGGUGGCCGACAUGGCCGCCCUCUUCGCCCCUCGCGGCGUCAAGUGCAGCAUCCUCGCCACUCCCGUCAACGCCGCGGUGAUCCGCUCCGCCGUUGACCGAGCCAACGACGCCUUCCGCAGCGCCGGCGCCCCGGCGAUCGACCUCUCCACCAUCCCCUUCCCCGACGUCGGGCUGCCGCCGGGCGUCGAGAGCGUCGUGGGCCUCUCCUCGGAGGCCGACAGGUACAUGUUGUUGGAAGCGAUCAAGCGGCUCCGGGAGCCCUUCGGCCGGUUCCUGGCCGACCACCGCCCCGACGCCGCCGUGGCCGAUAGCUUCUACCCGUGGGCUGCGGACGCCGCCGCCGAGCACGGCGUCCCGCGGCUGUCUUUCCUCGGGAGCAGCAUGUUCGGCCGCGCCUGCCACGACUCCCUGCUGCGCAACAACCCGCUGGAGGAGCUCGAUCCGGACGACACCGACGCCGUCGUAUCCCUGCCGGGGCUGCCGCACCGCGUCGCGCUGAGGAAGGGCCAGAUGAUGGACCCGAGGAAGAACGAGCUGGAGUGGGAGUUCGACAAGCUCGUGAACGCCGCCGACCGGAGGAGCUACGGCGAGCUCUUCAACAGCUUCGCCGAGCUAGAGCCGGGCUACGCCGAGCACUACCGCACGACGCUGGGCCGCCGAGUGUGGCUGGUAGGCCCGCUCGCGCACGCCAGGAAGGACUCGGCGGCGAGUGGCGGCGCCGGCGGGCUCGCGCCUGAGGCGGAAAGGUGCCUUCGGUGGCUCGACGGGAAGCCGGACGGCUCGGUCGUGUACGUCUCGUUCGGUACACUGGCGCGUGUCACGGCGGCGGAGCUGCGGGAGGCGGCGCGCGGCCUGCAGCAAUCCGGAAGGAAUUUUUUUUGGGUCAUGAGUGAAUCGGACACGGAGGGAUCACAAUGGAUGCCCGAAGGCUUCGCCGAACUCAUAGAUACCGAAGAGCGCGGCAUCAUCUUCCGGGGUUGGGCUCCACAGAUGCUCAUCCUCAACCACUCCGCGGUCGGUGGGUUCGUGACACACUGCGGGUGGAACUCGGUGCUCGAGGCCGUGAGCGCAGGCGUGCCGCUGGUGACGUGGCCUCGACACGCUGACCAGUUCUACAACGAGAUGCUCAUCUUGGAUGUGCUCAGGAUAGGAGUUGGUGUCGGUGCAGGGUGCUACGCGUCGAAGCUGGACGUCCGUGGUGAGGUAAUCAGUGGCGAGAAGAUCGCGGAAAGCAUUAACAAAGUGAUGGGUGAUGACGAGGAGGCCAGGAUGAUAAGGAAGAAGGCUAUAGAGCUAUGUGGGAAGGCCAGGAGCGCAACAGAGAAGGGCGGCUCUUCGUACAACGAUGUCGAACAGUUGAUUAAGGAGUUGAUGGCUCGUCGGAGCUCUGUAAAUGUUUGAGAACUAAUCUGGUGCUCAGUUGGCUUGUUUUGAGUUGAUGCAGGCGCGGGAAGUUUGACGUUUUACGUAUGACCUCAUAGGAACUUUUUUCACGUUUUUCGAUAAUCUAUAAUUGUUUGUAAUAUGGAAUGUUUGUAAUUGUGGGAGCCUAUUGUAGAUGGAAUGAUAUUCUUUGCGGUAAUAACUGCUAUAGUAGAGAGUACAAUACUUAUG
Messenger RNA from Setaria italica (foxtail millet), 2006 nucleotides. RefSeq names its product scopoletin glucosyltransferase. Bases 318 to 1793 code for a protein of 491 amino acids. The record is from RefSeq and is a predicted model, not a curated record. The transcript is spliced from 2 exons. Lineage: Eukaryota; Viridiplantae; Streptophyta; Magnoliopsida; Poales; Poaceae. Gene Ontology annotation, molecular function: UDP-glycosyltransferase activity.